AUGUUACGGAAAAUUCUAUUUGAUGCCAACAAGGAGAAACCGUUUACACAAUGUCACCUCAUUGGAGCUUCGCAAAUAUUUAUGAUACCAGCUCCUGAACUAGACAGUAAAGUUCUGCGAAUCCGAGCGUCCAAAUUCAACUCGAAACUGGAGUUUCAUCUCAAAAGUGUGCAUCGCAGUUACUCUCAAUCAUUCCUUCGUAUAGAUAUUGAUCCGAUGAAGGAGCUGCUACGCCACAAUCAAUGGUCCAAAUCGUUCGGUGCAAAAACUCAAAUUUUGGAUGGACCUCAUAUUCGUCUGUGUGAAUUGAAGCUGAUCGAGAGAUGCAAAGUGGAUAAGCAACCGUUGUCCUCGGACGUGAAAGAUCAAGCACUGAAAAUCGGAUUGUUGGACUCGCAUCAACAUGAAGUGACUGAUUCACAGACCGGUUCGAGAAUGAAAUACAAUUUUUCGACCGAAAUUGUUGAUCCGGAAGCUGACGUGGAAACUUGGGAAAAAUUGAGAGAAACGGAUAUGGAGUUUUUAAAGCCUCCAAAAACUUUGUCGACACCACCGACGGCUCCACUGGACCUGGGAGAUUACGAGCUAGCGGACGAUCUAUCGGCCAGUUUUGAGGCGAGCCUAUUAGCUAGCUUGAAAGAAGCAGCCAUGGGAUCAUCCAAGAAGGACUCUUCAAGCAUGGAAAGUGUGGAUCGACAAUCCCCGUGCAGAACCACACACAUUCCAGGUAGUACCGCCCCACUGUCAGCUGGUGACCUUCGCCCGAAUGAAAAAUCAUCAGUGGUCUCAGCAAAGCGCCCAGUUCCUCAGCGAACUGAAGCAUUACCUACGAGGAGCAGUCGCUCAUUCGCUCACAUUCCAAAACCGUGGACGGAUACCAAACGUCCCGAUCCAUCCAAUAUGGAGCAUCACAGAAAUCGCAUUCACGAGGAGGCCAGUUUCAGUGAUGACGAAAGCUCACUGGCCACAACCACAGCCGGUUUAGGCUCACUUGUGAACUUUCCACAUCCGAGGAGACAGCCCGUUGUGCCCGACUCAGCCCGGACAACACAACCGUCUACAGUUUCUGAUUCGUUUAGUGAAGAAGCGCCAAUUGUUCGAACUCCGCUUACACCCGUGAACGUGCGAACAUCAUUUUGUCGCAUGGACAGUUUGGACGAGACCUCGUUGAUGCUGACUGAUAAUUCCGUGCUCAGUGCAGUCAUGGAUCUAGAGUAG
Molecule: messenger RNA, 1218 nt
Organism: Echinostoma caproni
Lineage: Eukaryota; Metazoa; Platyhelminthes; Trematoda; Plagiorchiida; Echinostomatidae
Source: the annotation of a GenBank genome assembly